AUGGAGGGCGACUGGCGAGAGGCCCAGAAGCGGCUUCUGAUUGAGGAGAGCGAUGCAUGGUUUGACCGGCAUGGCAUGCGGCUGCAGCUGCUGCGGCUGCCGCUUUCGUUGCCGCCUAAAUGCAGAAAUUGGGCAGAUGUAGCAGAGCAGCUGCAGCAGCACCCGCUGCACCUGAAACUCCUCAACCACCAGCGACUCCUCGCGAAACGUAUAAAGGCCAACUGGAGCUUUUCAGCAUCGGUACGCAACUGUCCCAGUGAUCCGCGCAACCGCCACCUGCCCUUCCGGCUGCAGCCGCUGCCGCGUGCUGUUGCUGCUGAGCUGCAGCAGCUGAGUCGCGAGUUGUUAUGCGAGGAUUUUGAUGGUUUGCUGCUAACAGUUCACAGCAAGCAGGUCCGGCCCAAACCCUCCGGAAAAAACACGGUUCCGAACACGGUGGGGCUGUCUAAGGUGUUUGGUGGUUGUUUGAUUGAAUCUCUCGCUUCUAACGAACGUCAGCUGCGCGCGUUAUGGGUGAAUCACCGCCUCUCAGCUCGCAGCACGCGGCUGCUGCUGCAGGUGUUGCUGCCGCGGGCUGUCGUGGAGGCCUUUGCGUUGGAAGCAUUCACCUACGUACCUUCCUCGCUGCAGCAGCAGCAGCAGCAGCAGCAGCAGCAAACACGGUUCGGUUGGCCGCUACACUAUGACAUCAAGGGGAAGGCCGCUGCCGUUCAUCUGGAUGCCGGCGUCAGCGAGAGCCUCACCUGCAGCUGUCAGCUGUCGCGCACUUGCCUUCGUCCAAGCGAGCAAGCCACAGUGGACCGUUUUCUAAUGGUGACGGAGCCGUUAUUGCAUUUGCUGCUGCCGCCUCGCGCUGAGAGACGCAGCCUGAAUAUCGAUAACCACCCGCUAUUCUGCCGACAGGGGCAGAGUACAUCUUGCCCGUCGGCACCCGCAGUAAAGAAGAAACCGGGGAGGAAGCGCAAGCGCAGUCAUCAGGAUUCUCCUCAAGCAGAAGGUUUGGCAGGGGAACGAAAGGGCUGGAGAGAGUUCAUAGGCAGCGGUCGAGAUGAGGAACUCGCCAGAGAGGCUGCCUGCCUGCUGACAGGAUCUGCAUAUUCGCCGCCUCCGUCUCUCUUCAGCAAAGAAGACGAAUGGUGUGGGCUGACUCCAGAAGAUGUACUUCAUUUGGUCUCCGACUGCGAGCAGGAGGACUCUGGCGAUGAGACGCGGGGCGCGCAGUCCCCGGCCGGCACUCAGGCGAAGCCCUCUGCUUCAGGCCGGCAGACGAAGCCCCAGAAACCGAACUGUGCCGGAUCUUUAGCUGCCAAGACACCCCAGCAUCCGCCGGCUCAUCCGAGUCGACCAACUGGCCGCGGCCGUCCCCCAUCAGUGCCUUCCUUUGCAUCUCCUAGACGGGGAGAGAUGCUUCCGGAGAGCUGCUCGCAGCAACACGCCUCAUCUUUGCAGUCUCAGCCGAGUCUCACACACAGCAGCGGUCGAGGCAGCCAGGGCCCUAGGAGGCCAUGUGCACAGGAGAGUCUCCUGAGGGACUCCGAGAAGGGAUUGACGGCUGCUGGGGAUGGUUUGAGUUGGGAGGAGGAGGCUGGAGGUGGCGUAAGGCGUAGCGUACGUGUUUCUAAGAAGAGCAGAGAGAAGGUAUCUUCGUGA
Messenger RNA from Eimeria mitis, 1650 nucleotides. Its product is annotated as Conserved Plasmodium protein, related. The transcript is spliced from 6 exons. NCBI's taxonomy places the organism in Eukaryota, Apicomplexa, Conoidasida, Eucoccidiorida, Eimeriidae. The coding region runs from base 1 to 1650 and encodes 549 amino acids. The record is from RefSeq and is a predicted model, not a curated record.